UCCAAACUUUGUUCCUCCAAAGUUUUGAGUUUUGACAAUAGGUUAUAGCUACAGGGUCCUUGAAGAGAGACAUUUUACCUCCAUUGUUGAUUGAAUUCAACAAAAAGCGCAUAGUUUUUGGAUUCAGAGCUAAGCAAAAAGCGUGAUUGUGUUGUUGCGUAGAGGCAGAAGAUGGCUGAUGAGACAGAGAAACCUAUUAGGUUACUCAAUUUCGUCUCGGAGGAACAGUUAGAUGAAUCGAAGAAAGAAAGAGGUGAAAGAGUUGAAGAUGGAACAUUCCAGAGAGACAGGGCUCUCUACGAGAUUUUGAAAGAGAACAAAGACAAGAAAGACGCUGAGUUUAAUGAACGAUUCAAGCAUAGACCACCCAAAGCUCUGGAUGAAGAUGAGACUGAGUUUCUUGAUAAACUGGAAAUGUCAAAGAGGGAAUAUGAACGACAAUUGGCUAAUGAAGAGGAAGAACAGCUUCGUAGUUUCCAGGCAGCGGUUGCAGCACGAUCAGCAAUCCUUCACGAACCAAAGGAAGCAGCACCUCCACCACCAGCUCCAAUCACCAAGGAACAAAAACCAACCGGGAAGAGAAAUCCUGCGACUCGUCCAUUUAAAGCGAUCAUAAAAGUCAAGCCACAACCGAAGAAGGCUAAAGCGACAGAGAAAGAAGAGAAAGAGAUCCCAUGGAAUGGAAAACCAGCCAGCCAAAUCGACCCGACUUCUUUAGAUUCCGCAAAAGGCAAUGUCACAGGUAAAACUGCUGAAGCUCUGCAAACAGGUUUAGGCUUAGUCUCAUAUAGUGAUGAAAGUGAAGACGAUGAUUAACAUUUUGUGUUACUGGCUCAAGAAUCUAUAUAAACAUUCACAAUGAAUCGAAAAAUUGAAUCUUUUGGUGUCA
Messenger RNA from Arabidopsis lyrata subsp. lyrata, 889 nucleotides. RefSeq lists its product as uncharacterized. Gene Ontology annotation, cellular component: nucleus. NCBI's taxonomy places the organism in Eukaryota, Viridiplantae, Streptophyta, Magnoliopsida, Brassicales, Brassicaceae. The record is from RefSeq and is a predicted model, not a curated record. The transcript is spliced from 7 exons. Bases 172 to 816 code for a protein of 214 amino acids.